Engraulis encrasicolus (European anchovy) is the source of this 2217-nucleotide messenger RNA. RefSeq lists its product as uncharacterized. Lineage: Eukaryota; Metazoa; Chordata; Actinopteri; Clupeiformes; Engraulidae. The coding region runs from base 311 to 1966 and encodes 551 amino acids. The record is from RefSeq and is a predicted model, not a curated record. The transcript has 2 exons.
CAUGUGGAGGUUAAAAACAUCUCCACGUCGCACACCCGUAUCUGGGGUGUAGCAGCCUUUUCAUAGUUUUCUCAAAAUAAAGUGUCAAUCAGCAGGUUACUAUGGAAACUGGGCAGGAUGCGACUAGGCUACAUGUUGGCGGCAGCGAGCACUUGGGUUUAGACGUGCAGCCGGAGGGAGAGCCUUCUCCAGCUCCUUGGUUUCUUCAUCUUUGCGCGAACUUCAGCUGGAAAGGCUUUAUUCGGAAUUUUUUUACGGGUUCAGGAAUUUUCUUAUUCAGGAAGCACUCAGGUGUGUCCAAUUUAAAGCCAUGGCAACCAAUGACUCUGACACCAGCCAAGGUCAUCAGAAAGUAGUCCUGAAGAGGAAACUGACCGGCCCACCGAGACUUCUACUAGGCAAAGCCAAGGCCAAGAAUCAAACCGGAGGACGCCCAGAUGCACGAGGACUGAGACACCAGCGAAGAAUGGACACAAAUGGUACCUCAAAGGACUCCACUCCUCCUCCUCCUCCAACAGCACACCAUGAUCCCUUGGGGGAGGAAGCCACGCCAUCAGCAUCAGCCUGCCCUCCCGGAAGUCCACAAGCAACCACCAAUAAGGAAGCAGAGGACAGCCACCAGACAAGGCUCGACAGUGAUGGCUCUGCCUGUGAAGCUGGUUCUGAGGGCGAAAGAGCCAAAGACCAGCAUCUUGAUGAUCAUGGCAGCAGGAAGAACAAAAUGUCAGCCAAACACGGACUGGGACUGAGGCGGCUAUUGCCACACGUGUUUAUGUGUGUCAGAUGGAGACAGAGGAAACACGACCACCCCGAGGCGAAAAAAGAGGAUGCUGUGGUGGCUACACAAACUCUGGAAUGUUCCGGUGAGGACUCACAGUCGACAGGUGACACCAUCACACAAGGAACUGCGGAGCAAGGUGCUACCUGUCACCCCGAUGGCGACGCAAAUACACAGCAUGGAACUAGAUCCUCAGGGAAAAAGAGGGCCAAAAACAUUUGGUUUCCGUUUGUCGGUCGUCACAAAAGUAAGGGCAGACGUCAGAGCAAGCAGUCUCAAUCGUUAGUGAACAAUUCAGAGGCUGUGCGAAAGACAACACUGCGAAAAAGAAUACAAGGCUUCUUGACCAGACGAAAGGAAGCAGCCUCCUCACAAAAGACAUUUGAAUGUGGUGGUGAGACACAAACACCUUUGCCCGAGCAGACAGAAAGACAGGCAGACAGCCAGGAUGAUGAGAGCAAAGACCUGCCCAAUACCCCAGAGGAAGGCAGCUCAGACAGAGAAGGUGAGCAGGGAUGUCCAGAAACUGUCACAGUCAGUGCUGAGGUAACGGCUGACAGUGAAAAGGGCACGGAGUGUGAAUGCCAAGAUGGUGAUAAUAACGCCGGUCCUACCCGUAAGACGUCAGAGGAUUUGAACACAAAGGAUGAGGAUGAAAACGAACAGCAGGGCUGCGCAGACGUACAGGAGUUUGGUGUGAAUGAGGCCUCAGGUGUCUAUGAUAGAGCCAACACUACCUGUGUGGCUGAGUUAAGCCCAGUGCUCAGCCCACAGAUAGACAUAGCCUUGGCUAUGGAUGAUGUGUUCGAGAACGGGGCAGAGGACACCAAGUUGUUUGACGACACAAGCGAGCCGACAGGUCCUCCAGACCCCAGCCACGCCAUGCCUUACAACCACCACCAUGCCAGUAGUAGUAAUAUGUCUUUCCUAACCGUGCCAGUGGAUGGUUUCUGGGCUCCACGUGAAUCCAAUAGCCCAGACGUGAAGUCGUGCUCCGACACAUUUGAUUGCAGUCUGGCACCUGAAGAUGCGAGCCUGAUUACUGGAGAGAGCCUACUGAUUCUCACUGCCAACUCCCUAGUUCAAGCUGCCAUUAAAAGGGCUCUUUGUCAGCUCUCAAGGGAAGCACAACCUCCACUGACAAACAGCCACAGAGAUACAGAGUGUGCAAAUAUGGAAGGCACUUGAGGUGCAGCUAGCUUAUGGAGACUGUGGACACAGAUAUCCGGACAUACUCGGUUAUAGAACAGUCCAUGUUAAUAGUUUUUUUCCUUCUGUACAGUUAAUGAUUCAUUUUGGGUCUCUCAGGCCUUGAUUACAGGUAUGUGGAUAUGUCUAAAAUUGAUAUUUUGUCUAUCCGUUAACAUAUUUUGAUCUUGUUUACAUCACAUGUGGAUUACAAAAAUCACCAUUGUGACUGGUGCAUUUUAGACAACUCU